Molecule: messenger RNA, 4157 nt
Organism: Schistocerca gregaria
Lineage: Eukaryota; Metazoa; Arthropoda; Insecta; Orthoptera; Acrididae
Product: popeye domain-containing protein 3-like
Exons: 9
Coding region: 115-1242 (375 amino acids)
Cellular component (GO): sarcolemma
Molecular function (GO): cAMP binding
Source: RefSeq, a predicted model, not a curated record
GUCCACAGGUUGAGUGGCGACCGUGGCAGGACGGCGUGGAGAGGCAAGCGGCAGGACACCCCGGAGGAGACGAGUCCUCCCGCGCGAGCGCCGCAACACUCGACCGCCAGCGCGAUGGGCGGGAGCCAGAGCAGUGGCUCGACUGGGUCACACAACGGGUCAUGGGUCGUGGACACUGGCAACUUCACCACGCUGGGCCCGCUGCCGUGGUGCGGCGUGCUGCAGAGCCCGCAGCACCUGCUGUUCCAGCUGGCCAACGCCUGCUUCGUCAUCUCCUACGCGGCGCCCAGCAGCCCCUACGGCGUGCUCUUCAUGCACUCCGCGCUCAUACUCGGCUUCAUGCUGUUCUCGUUCUGGGCGUGGAACGUGAUCUGCGCGCCCGACGUCUUCUCGUGGAACUUCAGCUUCAUGCUGCUCAACAUGGGGCAGCUGGUCUACAUCAUCUACCAGAUGCGGCCCGUCAAGUUCGACCCGGAGCUCGAGGAGGCCUACCACACGCUCUUCGAGCCGUUCAAGGUGUCGCGUCUCCAGUUCAAGAAGAUGGUGAGCGCCGAAUUCGCCCAGAUCAUGUCGCUGCAUGCCGGCGAGGCGUACGCCAUGCAGAACAUCACGCGGACCGACCGGCUGGGACUGCUGCUCUCUGGAAAGGUGAAUGUCAUGUGGGAGCACCAGUUCCUGCACCCCAUCAUGCCGUGCGAGUUCCUCGACUCGCCGGAGUUUGAGUCCAGUCGGGCCACCACAGACGAGAAGUUCAAGGUGUCGAUCAUCGCGGCGACGAGCUGCCGCUACCUGUACUGGCAGCGGUCGGCGCUGGAGUACCUGUUCGUCAAGGAGACGUACCUGGCGACCGUGCUGAGCACGCUCGUGGCGCGCGACAUCACCGUCAAGCUGUACUCCAUGAACAGGAAGAUCGUGACGGAGAAGGGCUCGCACCUGGACAUCCGGCUGCCCAGCAUCACGUCGUCGCUGACGUCGGAGCUGCGCAGCCCGCCGCGCGCCGUGCGCCACAGCACUCUGCUGGCCGGCGGGGCUCCCGCCUCCCCGGACUCAGUGUUCAGUGGCAGCCGUGAGCGACUGUGCCCUAAGGAGAACGGCCUGGGGUCGCUGUUGCCCAACGGCCGGCUGCUGGAGAUGGCGCCCCUGCGCGAGCUGCCGUCCAGGGACCACCUCGACCUGCCGGACGUCACCAGCGGCGUCGAGCGCUGGCUCGAGUCGGCCGCGGUCGCCGCAGCUCGCAAGUAGCUUCCCCCGCUGUCCUCUCCGGUGGAUAGAUGCAGCUGUCAGAUGGCGCCCACUACUGUCGCCACAGCUCGCCCGUCUCUGGCAAGUCGCCUGUGGGCUCCAAGCAGCCGUCUUCGCCACGAUUAGCAAGUAGCUGUCCUGCACUGACCCAUCCGGCAGUUACGUGCAGUUUUCAGUAACUGCAGAGUGAUGUCGGCUACUGGCCCAAGUCAGUUGCUGAUUGGCUCAAGUCAGCCGCUGUUGCCUCGGAUCACCAGCAGCAGUCCGGUGGCUGUGUCCAAGUGUCAGGCACUGCAAAUGAAUGGUUUCAGUCAGUUGCUGCUUCUGUGGUGACAAACAGCUGACACAGUGCUGUUCCAACUGAUGACACAGGCGACUGUGUGACACCACAAGUAACGUCGAAGUCUACCAUUUUCGUAGUGGCCCCCAGGUGACUGCACUAUGCUGUCGUGUCUAAUAACCUCCUGCAGCUGUCAUGUACCACAAGAGACGUCCGGCACUGGUUCGAGUCGUCUGCUGCCACUGUGGCUCCCAAGUGCUGUCCUGCCCUGUGACCACAUUCAGCUAUAGUGCACCACAAGUGAUGUCAACUGCUAGCUCGAACCAGCCACUGUGGCUCAGUUUGCAAGUAACAGCCCCCACACUAUCCAGUCUAGCAACCACCUGCAAUACACAGAAGACUCACAUGUCAAGUGAUAACUCGAGACAGCCACUGUCGUUGAGACUUGCGAGUAACUGGCCCACACUAUUCUAUCUCAUGUUCCAACUCUCAAGCAUCAUAGUUGGCCUCGAGCAGUGGAGUAUGGCAUCUGACAUUUAGACUAGGUGUGAUGCUUCUGCAUCUCGUUACCGCUUCAGCCUGCUUGGUACCAGCAUUGCUGUUGAGCACUGCCUCGUGUCUCUACAACUGGCAGGUAGAUACCUACACAAUGCAGGUGGUCCUGAUGGAUAAGCUUAAAUGCUUUGACGAACUCGGCCUUAUUGCCGCUGAUCAGAAGUACGAAACUCUGCAAAGUAAAUUUUCUUGAAGUUUCCAGCUAUACCAACUGGCUGCCACCAACCCGUUGGAGUGAUCAAUGGGGGCUGUGAUUUCCAAGAGGGCCCUCCACAAUGUGUGUGGUACAGUUUCUGUGGAAGAUCGACACAAUCACCAAACACCUCCUAGACGUGGCCAACGGAGAUCUCUUUCAGCCUCUAUUGGUGCUGUUGCUGUCAUCUGGAAGCAUUUUAAGCUUAUGUAUUGGGAAAUGAGCUAGGCCUGCUAGAAACCCGUUAAUAAAUAUGAAAAUAAAGAGACAAGUUGAGCUUUACAACAUAUUCAACCUUAAUAACAGAAGUAAAAGACGCUAACAACAGAAAAACUAAGCGUGUUUAGUGCAUACCAAAAUGGUAAAGUGUCAGUGAUUUGUUUGCCUGCUGCUUCACUUCAUGAUAAUACUACAAUAGAAUGCGAAAUGUCACAUAAUGUAGAUAAAUGCUAUCAUUGCAGUUGAUAACUGGUAAUGUGAGUCGAUAUAGUGAGGAUUCAGAUGUGAAUACUUGCAGUAACGUAUGGUGAGUGUUCCGGGUCAUGAAAACCUGCAUACAGGCCUGCUACAUCUGCGAGUGGUGAGCUAAAUGAACGAUGGUAGUGAUGAGUUCUUUUGCAAGGUGCCUCCGUUAUAAACUAUCAGCCAACCAUUUCUGAUACGUUCUAAAAAUUCUUCCUGUUCACCUUCUGUUCCAGUUAUAGGGAAUGUAUGAAAUUACAAGUGGAACAUUUUGUGAAUGGGGUAACGUUGAAAACCAGUUUUUCAUUGCUUCUUGCCACUUGGCAGUCUGUGAGUGGGAAUGCUGUUGUAGGGAGCAGGCUUUCCUUGUUACACUGCAGGACGCUUUGCUUCACAGCGACUCAUACAAUCUCCAGAAUACUUGAAAGCCUGAAAAUUUUGGUACAUAGAGGACAAACACAUGGACUAGAAAGAAAAUGAACAUUGCUUUUUACCUUGUCUCUCACCUGUUCGCCUUCUUUGAUUGUACUGAUGAAACAGUCUGACGCAGCAGCAAUUUUUGUUUAAUUUAUGGUACUACCCAUAACAGUGCGAUUCGCAAAGAUUUCUGACUAAACCUCAUCCUUAGCAAAAUGUCCUGCUGUGCCAACAAUUGCAAAAUAGGUGAUUAUGUAAACAGCCUUUGUGUAAAUGAAGACUUAACUUACCUGGUGUUUCUGCUAUCAUGCCUGUUCCUCAGCUGAAUGAAACGGUGUGUAAUAUAGACAUCUAUCAGAAGGACUAAUUACUAUUGUACAUCCAUCCAUAGAAAUGGAAUUCCAGUUAUGUUGUCUCUCCUCUUGUAAAGAUACGUUCUUAAUGGGGAACCAGUCCUCAAAUCUGAAACAGACAAACAGACCCAAAAGGCAAUGUACACUUAUAAUCACAAUCCACAUGUAAUAAAAUGCACUGCCUAAAGAUGUAUACUUCAAUAAACGAUAAGAGAGGACUAACAUGCAACUGUAACUUACAAAGAGGUGACUGAAUGAACACAUAUGUUUCUAAUAAUCAUGAUACUUCAAACAUAGGAGUGACGAUAUUAUGGGAUUUCGUGGUCUUAUUGGAUGCAGAAUGUCAAUAAACUACCCUCGAAAUUUGGCACCAGACAAAAGGUGUGUGACUCUCAGAUGCUGUUACAUAGACAGAAAAGCUGCAAUUAUAAAUGACUUAUCCAACACAUCUUCCAGGUAAUGAAUGUUUGUAACAUAGGCAUAAUUACAUGUGCAAUUUAUUGUCUACUAUUUGCAGUGCUUUGUGAUACAUUGAUGUAUUAUUUUACCAUAAACGAAUUAUGUUAUCUUUGCCAUCCAUGGCUGAUCAGUUUUGUAAAAUGUAUGUAUCUGAAGUAUUCUGAUAAUAAAUAUGGAAAAUUGAACUGAAAACUAA